Sebastes umbrosus (honeycomb rockfish) is the source of this 1311-nucleotide messenger RNA. Its product is annotated as dynein light chain 4, axonemal. Gene Ontology annotation, molecular function: dynein intermediate chain binding; dynein light intermediate chain binding. The coding region runs from base 127 to 447 and encodes 106 amino acids. Gene Ontology annotation, cellular component: dynein complex. The record is from RefSeq and is a predicted model, not a curated record. Gene Ontology annotation, biological process: microtubule-based process. Lineage: Eukaryota; Metazoa; Chordata; Actinopteri; Perciformes; Sebastidae. The transcript has 4 exons.
AACGAAGCUCGACUCUUGUGGGCGGGGCUUCCCCUGUGCGGACAUCCGGUGUUUAAAAUGUCUCCUUAACAACCGACCUGGAGUCAAACAGCAGAAGUUUUCGGAGGAGAAACGCCUCGAGUCGGGAUGGCUGGGACUGGCGAGGGAAAGAAAGAGGAGGCCGACUACAAGAGGCUGCACAGCUUCCCUCUCAUCAGGCAUACAGACAUGCCAGAGGAGAUGAGGGUUGAGACCAUGGAGCUUUGUGUGACCGCCUGUGAAAAGUUUGCCACUAACAAUGAGAGUGCAGCGAAGAUGAUCAAAGAGUCCAUGGACAAGAAAUUUGGCAGCUCGUGGCACGUGGUGAUCGGCGAAGGCUUCGGCUUCGAGGUGACACACGAGGUGAAGAACCUGCUCUACAUGUUCUUUGGAGGGAGUUUGGCCGUGUGCGUGUGGAAGUGUUCGUAGCACCUCCUCAUCGCGGUCCCUCCGACACUCUGACAUGGUCACCGGGCUGGGCAUGAACACCAGCUGCCAGAUGCUGGUUCCAUUUGUGUCACGGGGGGGUUAGUUUGUCCACACCUACCAGACACUGUGGCAAAUAAACAAACCGUCAUUUGGAGAUCUUGUCCGAUUUGAAAAUGUAGUUGGCAGGGCAAAUAGUAAAAAGGGAAUUUCGAGAGUGGAAGGCAUAACAAUAGCUUUCUUCCUCGUCCGUCACUUUCCUUUUUCUCUUUGUUUCCAACCCUCCGUCCGUCUCUGAAGCUGUAUCCAUGGUUCUGAACAUUUUCUGAGCGUGCAUGUGCAAGUAAGUUCAACUGUUACAAACAAUACAGCCAGCCCGGGUCUCCAGAGUCCUUUAUUCUCAUUCCUCUUCAGGGAGUGUGCGUGUGUGAGCGACUUUAUAUGUUUGUGUGUGCUGGACACACACCGUUUUUUGAAAUUACAUUUUAUCCCCGUCACCUUCCUCAGCAGUAAACUGUCCUCACACUUCUGUAACUUUCUCUCCAACCGCACUAGUCUUUCAAUAAACUUUGUAAUAUUUUUUAUGUGUACAUAUUUUGAUGCGACUUGAAGAACUUGUUUUUAAAGACCAGUGUCGUCUUCUUACAACUAAAGGCUCUAAUAUCCGGAGCCCAACAACACUAAAGCAGAUCCACCUUUUCUCCCUGUAAAGGUGUUUGUAAUAAUCCCUGAUGAUGUCGCCCCGCUGGGCGAUGUCAACAAUGUGAUUGUUUUCAUGUUGAUGCCAGUUUAAAUGAUCCAGUGCAAUGGAGCAUUUUGUGUGAAUUGACCUGAUUGUACAAUAAACUCUGAAAUGUGGUUAAGGAA